AUGGAAUCCGACAAUUUUGAGGAAGAUAUAGAUGGUUCUAUAAUAAGUGUUCAUGUCCGCAAUUUCUUUUGCCAUGGUAAUUUAGAAGUGCAACUAAACAGAAAUGUUAAUUUCAUUGUUGGUCGGAAUGGAAGCGGGAAAAGUGCUAUUUUAACAGCUUUGGUCGUCGGUUUAGGCGGCAGAGCUUCAGCUACAAAUAGAGGAAGUAACUUAACUUCUUUUAUAAAAAAAGGAACCAACUCUGCAACAAUUGAAAUAAAAAUUAAAAACAGCAGUGCAAAAGCAUAUCGUCAUGAUGUUUAUGGGGAUUACAUAACUAUUGUGAGGACUAUUAAUUUAUCUGGAGGUGGUGGCUAUAAAGUGAAGUCUGCAUCAGGUGAUGUGAUUUCAACGAAAUACGAAGAAGUGAAUGCAAUAAUUCUUGCUCACGACAUACAAGUUGACAAUCCCAUAUCAGUGUUAAAUCAAGAUGACGCAAGAAGCUUCCAUGCCUCAGAUGCAAAGAAGAAAUAUAGUUUAUUUCGUAAAGCAUCUAAUUUGGACCAGACUGAGAACAACUAUGUUAAAGCACUGGAGAAUUGUAACACAGCCACUCUCAUUUGGAAUAAAAAGAAAGAGGCUUAUGGGGAACUUGAAAAAGAAUACAAAAAGAUAAAGACAAAGUAUGAACAAAUGCAGUCAUGGGACGAUGUAGAGGCUUUGAAGCAAAAAUUACAGAAUGAGUACUAUUGGAGCGAAGUGGCGGAGUUGGAACGCGAGGCCAACAUGGUGCAAGAGCAGUAUGACAAGCAGAAAGCUAAAAAUGAGAAACUUGCGGAAAAGUUGAGCAGGAUGGAACAGAAUUUUAGCAGUAACAACAACACUAUUAGUGUAUUAAAAGAGAAAUUUGACGAAAAAAACGUUGAGAAGACUGCGUUGGAACAAGAGUUGCGGGAACUUGAAUCAGAAGUGAACACCGUACAAGCGGCUUUACGUACUACACAACACAACAGUGGGAAAUAUACAGAAUCGCUCAACAGAGAAAAAAGAAAGAUUAUCGACCUAGAAAGGGAGAUACAGAAUAUUGGAUCUGGUGGUGCGGAGGCUCGCCGCGCCGAGCUGGAGAGGCGGGCGGAGCGCGCGCGGCGGGCGGGCGAGGCGGCGCGGGCGCGCUACGACACGGCGCAGCACGAGGCGGGGCAGGCGCGCGCCGACACGGCGCGGGCGCACGCCGAGGCCGAGCAGGCGCAGGCGCGCGUGCAGCGACACAGGAAUGACCUCAAACAAAUGCAACAGAACCUACGUGAAUUGGAAUCACGCGGAAACGAAUCGUUGGCGGUGUACGGCAACAAUAUGAUUGAACUGUGUCGGCGAAUCAAGGAAGCCGUGGCCCAGAAACAGUUCUCAGCGCCCCCUAAGGGACCCAUCGGUAGUUUCUUGAAGGUGAAAGAUAAAAAAUGGGGUGGUGCUUUAGAGCAUAUUCUCGGCGGGAGCAUUCGGACCUUUUGUGUCAAUACCCACGAGGACUCUAGAAAACUAUUUGCCAUCAUGGGACAAGUGUUCGGCAACGCGGCCAAGCCAGGAGUGACGUGCAGCAAGUUCUUGCCGCGCGUGCACGACGUGCGGCGCAGGUGCGUGCGCGCGGCGGGCCACGUGUCCGCGCUCGACGCGCUCGACAUCAGCGACCCCGUCAUCGCCAACUACCUCAUCGACAACAUCGGCGUGGAGACCAUCUUACUUGUACCUGAUCAUAAUGACGCUAUUCGUCUAUCCGAUAACGAGGAGAACGUACCUGAGAAUUGUUCAAAAAUCGUGACAUCGGACUCGACGGAGUUCUUCCCGGCGCCCAACUAUCGCAGUUACGGCGGCGCCAACAAACGCAGCCAGUACCUGCAUCUCAGCACUGCCGAGAGGAAGAAACAAUUGUUAGCGGAGAUUCAGGAAGCGGAAUCGGCGCUUCGUUCGUUGGAAGCUAAUGCGGAAGUGUUGAAUAACCAAGCGAGGGAAGCGCGCAAUAACGAUCAUAAAGCGUCUAAACUGCUGCAAGCGCUGCUGACCGAGCGACACGAGAGGGAGGAGGCGGCGCGGGCAGCUGCUGCAGCGCUGGAUCAGCAACAGGCGCCGCAGCACGCCGUCCUGGUUGAUGAACUAAAUAUAUCGAAGGAGAAAUCGACCAGUUUGCAACGUCAAGUGGAGGAGCUCUCGGCCCAGGCUGUACAGUGUCGACAAAAAGUUAACGAGUUCGAAACUAAAAUGAAGUUGGUCAAGAAUCAACUGACCACGCUUAGAACAGAAUGUAGGAGCCUUACCGAGCAAAUUGACCAAGAGCAAAUGAAGCAGGAGCAGGGUGCAACAGAACGCAGGGCGUACCAACAGCGGCUGAGUGAAGAUGCGACCAAAAUGAAGCGAGUAGAAGAGAUCCUCGCGGACAAAGCGAGGGUCAUCCAACAAAAGACACACGAUGCUCUUAAACUCUGUCCGAGAGUGAACAAUCCUAGAAACCGAGAGGUAGUAACUGCUGAGCUAAAGCAAACCCAACUAAAAUUAAGUUCGAUCAGAAGCGACGGUCUAACGAAAGCUCAGGUGGCCGAACAACUACUGCAAGUCGAAUUCAAAUAUAGAAACACUAAAAUGAUCUUAGACCAACUCAAAAAGCUUAUUGAAUAUACGAAGGUGACGACGGACAAUCAUUUGAAAUUCUGCUAUACAGUACAAACCAGCAUCGCUAGACGAGUCCAGCAUAGUUUCCAAGCUAUCUUAAUGCUCAGAGGUUACUCGGGCCGCAUGGACAUCGACCACGGGCGCGGCGAGCUGGAGAUCGUGUGCUCGGGGCGCGAGAGCAGCGCCAAGCGUCACGCCGCCUCCACCGCCUCGCUCUCGGGCGGCGAGCGCUCCUACUCCACCAUCGCCUUCAUCAUGGCGCUGUGGGAGUGCGUCGAGCUGCCCUUCUGCUUCAUGGACGAAUUCGACGUCUUCAUGGAUAACGUGAAUCGAAAGAUCGUGAUGGAACUGCUGAUCGAUCACGCACUCAAGAACACAAGCCGACAGUUCGUGUUCCUGACGCCCCAGGACGCAUCAUCCGUCACCGCUGGACCAAAGAUUACCAUAUAUUUAAUGGCGGAUCCGCGGCCGUAG
Arctia plantaginis is the source of this 3114-nucleotide messenger RNA. NCBI's taxonomy places the organism in Eukaryota, Metazoa, Arthropoda, Insecta, Lepidoptera, Erebidae. The record is from the annotation of a GenBank genome assembly.